AUGGACCAAUCCACAAGGAGAAAGAUUUUCUCUUUGCCACCUUUGGAGAAAAUAAAACGGGAAAUAAUGGAAAAAGAGAAGGAUCCAAAACUUCUUAAAUUCCUGGAAUAUUCUCUGGAAAAGGAAGGGAAAGCUAAUCUGGAUAAACUCAGAAUACGAAGAGCGAACGCUGCUUAUAGAUUAGCUCAAAUCGAAGCCGCUAAAAGAAUUGCUGAUCCACCUGAGCCCAAGCUACCACCAUAUAUGGUAAGCGAAGAUCUAAAGUUGUCGAAAAACUAUAUACUUCUCAAAUCAUACGUUGAAAGCAGCGUUAUUCCUCCUAUCCAAGACUCUUGGCUGCAUAAUAUCCUAGCAAAAAUACCUAAACGCCUUAAAAGCGGCAAAGAAGUUGGUCUAAAACAGGUCCUGUUGGAAGUUAGAGAAAACUAUUUUGAAAGCCUCAAGAAAUCGCUCGCUCGACAAACUUUAAAGAAACCUGAUUUACCGCAGCUUGUAAAUGAUGACCUUCUUCCUGUCCCAGAAGAACCCAAAAACAUUAAUUUCUCUAAACCUUGGCACAAGGAUUACGUAAAACACAGAAAGGAACUAGUUUCUCGUCUUAAGAUUUUAUAUCCUCACAUGCUAAAGAUUUUGGAUUCAUGUCAACGACAAUUUUCCCAAAUUAGAUUGACAGAUGUGAAAUCAUACAGAAAUAUGGGCGCCGUUGACUUUGAAAACCUUCGAACUGCUGUCCAACAAGAGGUUUCGAGUAAUGUUGAAAUUUUGAUGCAGAAAUGGCUACCAAAACUGUUUCUGCUAUUUUCCGAGAAGAACUCUUUACCAGCAUUACGUAAUGAUCAGUUAGAGUCCUUUUUCAAUUGUGUUUCUACAUUACUGUCUAUUCAGAUAAAACGGUUCUUACAACGAAAUCUCGAGGAAUGGGUAGAGUUGUUUGAUGAAGAGCACACUGAACGAUUACCUGUGCUUAAAAUGUAUCUUACGUAUGAAGAUCAAAAGGUGCAAUUUUAUCCUAGCGCUGAGGAUUUGGAAGAACUUAUACUUUUUAUCAGUGACCAGAUCACGAGUGCUCUUCAACAGAUUCCGACUGUGCAAUCGUGGCUGAACACCUCAACGGGCCCAACUUACGUGGACACCAGGUUACCUCCACACGUGUUGGAUCCUGUCAGAGCCAAACUUCAAGCAGCAGUCCGACGGUACUUGGAGGCACCCUAUCGCUUUCUGGACGAGGUGUUUGUCAAACCGUAUUCCUUCCUGCUGGACGGUUCGGAGGCGAAAAGAGUAGAUGAGUUCUUAAACAGUGAGCAGGAAUUCAGAGCUUACUGUGAGUACACGGAGAAACUGCACUCGAUUGGCCAUGAAGUCAUGACCCUCCAAAACGCUGAGUACUUCGAUUUGAUACGACUGGACUGCGAGGACGUCAAAGUCGGUCUGUCCAAGGAGUGUCGCCGGCUGGCUAACUCUCUUCUCGAGCGCAUUGUAUUCGACUUCAAGCGGAAUAACUAUGAAAUAUGCGCCUGUUUCGAAGAAAUGAGAGACCGAUGUCGCGCAGUGCCUCAAAACAGUGAAGAACUAAUAGACAUGGUUCGCUUCAUGGAAGAAGCUCGCUGCCAAGGUAUGGUAAGAAUGGAAUCGAAGAUAUCGUGGUCACGUGAAUAUCUGGACUAUCUGUUGGACGUGUAUUUAUUCACACCUGAAGACAUCGCACAAAUCAGUGCCGUGUUCACCUGGAAAUCUAGGAUUCAACCAGAGUUCGAUGAGAAUGACAAGCUCCAAGAACGAAUGCGAACGGUUGGCGAAGAAGCAGUUAUGGCUCAUCGCGAAAAACUGACCACGGAACUGAACAGACUACGAAACCGUGUAGACGAGUUCAAUGAUUACGGUGAGAUCGAUAGCGAAAUGCAGAACCAAUAUGUUCAAGACGUCAGGGCAGUGCUGAAACGUCUAAUGGACGCUGAAAAUGAGCGUGCAUGGAUUAAUAAGGAAGAAAAUCUUUAUAAGCUUCAAGUGACAAACUAUCCAGACAUAGAAGAGAUUCGUAAUCUAGCUGAACCGUUCCAGCGACUGUUCAGUGUGGUUGUCAAGUAUAGCAAAUCAGAAAGGAGGUGGUUACAUGGCGAAUUCGACAAGUUAAAUGCCGAAGCUAUUGAAGCCGAAUUAGAUGAGUACUGGCGCGAACUGUUCAAGCUUCAAAAGCUGUUCGCGGAUAGAGUGAAAAAAAUGCGUAUGGAGCUCGAUGAACGUCGAAGGAAUCAGAAGAAACGUAGACGUGACGAAGCACGCGCGGCUGCCGAGGAAGGGAAGGAUCCGGAGGCGGCCGCAGCAGUUGAGGCAGUUGCUGUGGCAGAACAGGAGCUGGAAGACGUUAAGCCGCCAGCGGCUUUGGAUAUUAUCAAGAAAAUACAAGCGCAGAUGAAGAGUUUCAAGGAGAUAAUUCCAACUAUCGGUGUACUGUGCAAUCCUGGAAUCCGUAAGCGCCACUGGGAGCAGAUGUCGCUGAUUGCAGGGCAAGACCUGACUCCAGACAGCGGUACCUCCUUAGCCAAGAUGCUUCAGUUAAACCUGGAUCAAUACAUGGAAGAGUUCGCGAGCAUUUCAGCAGGAGCAAGCAAAGAAUUCACACUUGAAACAAAUAUGAAAAGGAUGCGUGAUGACUGGAAUGAAGUGGCAUUCGGAUUGACUGCCUAUCGUGAAACCGGAGUUUCUAUACUGGCAUCCAUUGAUGAUAUACAGCAGAUGUUGGACGAUCAAAUCGUGAAGACGCAAACAAUGAGGGGAUCUCCAUUCAUAAAACCGUUUGAAGUCGAAAUAAAACAAUGGGAAGAGCGACUGCUUUAUAUUCAAGAGACGAUCGAUGAGUGGCUCAAAAUGCAAGCACAGUGGUUGUAUCUGGAACCGAUAUUCGGCUCUGAAGAUAUCAUGCAGCAAAUGCCAGAGGAGGGCCGUUUAUUCCAGGUGGUCGAUAGGAACUGGAAAGAUAUAAUGAGGAAUACCGUAAAGGAUCCAAACGUCCUUAAGGUAUCUGAAGGUUGA
This is a messenger RNA of Dicrocoelium dendriticum, 3030 nucleotides long. Lineage: Eukaryota; Metazoa; Platyhelminthes; Trematoda; Plagiorchiida; Dicrocoeliidae. The record is from the annotation of a GenBank genome assembly.